AUGGCCACAGCAGUGCACCAAGGCGCGCCGCAAACGAAUGGCGUAGCGAGGAAGCAGCCAGCUCCCCGAGCUCCCAUCAAGAAGCCAUACACGCCUGCCGCCACACAGACCAAGAAGCCGAUGCCGAAUGGAGUGGCGCGAGGACCGCAGAAAGCAGCGCAGCCCGUUCAGAAGAAGGCCGCAUCGGUCGCAGGUGAAAGUCCCAGCAAUGGAGUGACGUCCGCAUAUGCCAUUAUGGCGUCGAGAAUAGCAAACCGAGUGGCCGAGAUGGCGGAGAGCAUUACCUUUGUGGAACGACCCAAGCCCAAGGAGCCAGAUGCGCCGGUGUCCGAAGAGAAGAAGCGGCCGCGAAAGCUCGAAAUGCGUCUGGGCCAGUCCUCCGCCGACCAAAUCGCCUUCUCUGCCCCUUUCCUCGACAACACCCUCCAGAAGAUGCUUCAGCUACAGAACCGGAUGCUGAAGACGACGGCUGACCUGUCCAAGGCAGGAGGUGUGGAUGAGCAUGUCAUCAAGGAGCACGCCGCACAGAGUGCAGAGCUGAGUCGGAUCAUCGCGUUGAUCUGUGCCGAGAAGGCUCGACAAGGAGCGUAA
Messenger RNA from Zasmidium cellare ATCC 36951, 591 nucleotides. RefSeq lists its product as uncharacterized. The transcript has 2 exons. Bases 1 to 591 code for a protein of 196 amino acids. The record is from RefSeq and is a predicted model, not a curated record. Lineage: Eukaryota; Fungi; Ascomycota; Dothideomycetes; Mycosphaerellales; Mycosphaerellaceae.